Messenger RNA from Ostertagia ostertagi, 414 nucleotides. The record is from the annotation of a GenBank genome assembly. Lineage: Eukaryota; Metazoa; Nematoda; Chromadorea; Rhabditida; Trichostrongylidae.
AUGGCAGAGGAUGACUGCACGAGUGAUUUGAAAUCGGUCAAAGAUCAAGCCGACGAGAAAGUCGCAGCGUUUGCAAGUUAUACUCAGAGCGGGAAGCAGUGCAACAAUGACGGUGACUGCAGAACAGCCGGCAAAGGAGGUAUAUGCGUAAACGUCAAAGAUCAAGGAAAACCAAUCGAUCCUCUGAAACCAGGAACAUCAGCGCGGCUUUGUUGCUCCUACUCGGCCAAGAAUGAUUCGGAAGUUUAUCUUUGCGAAACUGGAAAAGCAAUACCUAAAGCCGGAGGAGGUCAUUUAGAGUGCGGAAAUGACGAAGAUUGCAAUAGGGUGGAAGGCACGGUUCUGGCUGCAAAGGAAAAGUGGGAAGCCGAAUGCGUGGUCAACGAAAAAUUCAAAAAAAAAUAUUGCUGUCCU